AUGAAAAAUGUUACAAGCCAACAAAGAUACCCAAUUGAGAGUUGUGUUAUACUUCCUCCAAGGAUCAGCUCUGCUGGUUUGUUGAGGGAAUUUGAUGAUACAAAUUAUAGGUGGCUUGAUUAUGCGUCUCCAAGAAUUCAGUUGAUCAUAGUUUUGAUCAUUGUCCUCACUCAAGGCUUUCAUUCUAUGCUCAAACAUUUAGGCCUACCAGUCAUGACCUCCCAGAUCAUUGCUGGUGUAUUAUUAUCUGAAGCAGUACUUCCAAAACAAUGGUCAGAUAUUCUGAUGUCUCAAGAAACUGUACAAUUGCUUGGCACCUUAGGGGAGUUUGGCUAUACAUUUUUUGUGUUUCUGAGUGGAGUGAAAAUGGACAUAAGCAUGGUAACCAGGGUGGGAUCAAAGGCUUGUUAUCUGGCUUUAAUAUCGAUCUUCCCACCGAUGAUAUACGCCAUGUCAAGCACAGUAAUGAUGAGCAACAACCAGAAAGAAUUCACCAGAAUCUUGUAUAUUUCACCAUUGUUUUAUAUCACAUCUUUUCCAGUCAUUCAUUGCCUUCUAACAGAACUGAAAAUCCUUAACUCAGAACUUGGUAGACUAGCACACUCAACCGCUAUUAUUGCUGACUUUCUUAGUUUUAUUUGUGUAAUUAGUGCUUCUGCUACUUUAGGAACAAUUCAAGGAAUUCCUACAUCCCUUUCUCCUAAACUAGUACCUAUAUUUUUCUUCAUUAUUAUCGUUAUGGUUGUGCUCCGACCAGCAAUGCUUUUGGUUGUGAAAUUAACUCCUAAAGGGCGACAGGUAAACCAAACUUGCAUUUAUGCAAUAAUUAUAGUGUUACUGUGCAGUAUGAGGCUUAUUCCUGAAGUUUUUAAUAAGAAUAAACCCCUGUUGGUGAUUUAUGCUCUUGGUCUGGCUGUCCCUCAUGGACCCCCAUUAGGAUCUGCUCUGGUGGAGAAAUUUGACACUAUGGGUUCAGGUUUUUUUGUUCCAGUAUUUGUCACAACAUGUGCCAUGAGAUUACGGAAGUUAAGUCUAGAUUUCAGUAACGAAAUGGUAAAAGAGCAUGCAAUUAUUUCUACCGUGACUUUAUUAAUGAAAUUUCUGUCAUGUUUGGGGCCAUUGUUGUAUAAGAAAAUGCAUAAACCUGAUGCGUUUGCUCUUGCUCUCAUAUUGAGCGCCAAAGGAAUUAUUGAGUUAGCUGCCUAUACAUUAAUGAGUGAUGGAAAGGUUUUGUCUCCAGAAGUAUUCCAUGCAGGACUCAUUUUUGUCACAAUCAGCGGAAGCAUUGUGCCUGUUUUGGUGAGAAAAUUGUAUGAUCCUUCACGGAAAUAUGCCGGCUAUCAAAUAAGGAAAAUUAUGGAUGCCAAGCUUGAUGCAGAACUACAAAUUAUUACUUGCAUUCAUGUUCCAAACAAUGUCACAUCAGUCAUCAACAUGUUGAACAUCUCAUAUCCCACAAAAGAAACCCCUUUAGCUGUUAGUGUGCUUCACCUUGUCAAGCUUAGUGGAUUUGAUGGCCCAAUUUUCCUUUCCCAUCAAAAGAGAAGUAAAAGCCUCACUGGUUACUGGUACUCCGAAAAUGUCAUCCUUUCCUUCAAGAAAUUUGAGGGAAAUCAUUGGGGAGCUGUAACAUUGAAUGCCUUCACAGCUAUCUCACCACCAGAGUUCAUGCAUGAUGAUAUUUGUACUCUUGCACUUGACAAGCUUGCCUCUCUUAUCAUCCUUCCAUUUCACAGAACAUGGUAUAUUGAUGGCUCAGUCCAAUCCGAAGACACCACCGUCAGGAAUCUAAAUCAAAGAGUCCUAGAAAAAGCUCCUUGUUCCGUAGGAAUCCUCAUCGAUCAUGGCAACAUAAGACGACCCAUCUUUUCGGCUGCUCCAGCAGAAUCAUACUCUGAGGUUGCUAUGCUGUUCUUUGGCGGCAACGAUGACCGUGAGGCGUUGACACUAGCUAAAAGAAUGGCUAGGAACACCAAAGUUAGGCUUACAGUAGCACAAUUUAUUGCCAAGAGUGAUGACGGCGAAGUAGACUGGGAAAUAAUUCUUGAUUCUGAGGUUCUGCAGAAUGUUAAGAGUAAUGAUCGUAUCAACUACAUUAAGCACGUCGUAAACGACGGGCCUGAAACAGUAAACAUUGUUCAUUCAAUGGUUGACGAAUUUGAUCUAAUCAUUGUUGGGAGAAGAUACAACAUAGAAGAUCCACAAACUUCAGGACUCAAAGAAUGGAGUGAGUUUCCAGAGAUUGGAAUUAUGGGAGACUUGCUUGCUUCAAAAGAUUUAACUGGGAAAUGUUCAGUCUUGGUUGUGCAGCAACAACAUAUAGUUUAA
Molecule: messenger RNA, 2328 nt
Organism: Pistacia vera
Lineage: Eukaryota; Viridiplantae; Streptophyta; Magnoliopsida; Sapindales; Anacardiaceae
Product: cation/H(+) antiporter 4-like
Exons: 3
Coding region: 1-2328 (775 amino acids)
Biological process (GO): regulation of pH; proton transmembrane transport
Cellular component (GO): membrane; endomembrane system
Molecular function (GO): antiporter activity
Source: RefSeq, a predicted model, not a curated record